Brienomyrus brachyistius is the source of this 2052-nucleotide messenger RNA. RefSeq lists its product as uncharacterized. Bases 1 to 810 code for a protein of 269 amino acids. The transcript has 5 exons. The record is from RefSeq and is a predicted model, not a curated record. NCBI's taxonomy places the organism in Eukaryota, Metazoa, Chordata, Actinopteri, Osteoglossiformes, Mormyridae.
AUGUGGAUGAUGAAGGAGCGUGGCGAGACGAGACCGGAGAAACGGGACCUGGAAAACAAGAACAAAGCCAUAAACGAGGGGCAGGAAACAGAACUGAAACACAGAACAAGCACAAAGGUCAGAGCAGGAGGGGACCCCGGAGAGGCCAAGGAGAUAGGGCGAGGGACAGGUGAAUGGGAUGAGGAGGAAGUUGAAGGGGGGACCAGGGAAGGCGAGGAGGAAGCCGGAGGGGACACCGGCGUAGCCAUAGCAGGCAAAGCAGACGUCCACAACGAGUGGUGGGACCAGCAGGCGGCUGAGGAGCUGCAGUGGGGGAACCUGCAGGUGACUGAGGAGGCAUCGGAGGCGGGACUGAGGCUGGGCGAAGAGGCGUCAGAGGGGGACCCGCAGACAACAGCUGAACAGGAGCCACAGGACCCACAGGCACCCCCCGAGUCCCAGCCAAGGCUUAACCUGAAGACUGCUACCCUUCCAAAUGACCACCGCUCUCCAACCACUGUAGGACCUCUUGGAUGGACCUGUCAUGAAAAUGAAAAUGACACAGCAGGAGUGAGACAUGAGACAAUCAAUCGGGGAGGGUGCAGGGCAACGAGCAAUCAGAUGGCAGCUCAUCUUGUGUGUUUCAUAAUCAUCCUGCAAGACUUGCUCGGGGUGGGACAACAGACAGGACCACAUGACGCAGGGAGGAGAGCAGGAAACGGGGAUUUCAUGUUGGGUUGUGGUGGAGCUGCAACCGAGGACUGGAGGGCCAGAGUUUGUUCACACUGCGGGAGAAAAGGAAGCUCUUACAUAAGAUUUGGAAACAAGUGACAGGUGAACUGAGGGGGCUCGGUAGAUACCUGACUGCACCUUGCCCCAGGAUGUACAGUCCUGGUCAAGAUUAUACUCCUCAACUGUAAAUACAUAAUGUCGAUAAUCAGUUUAAAAUUCUUUGCCUAUAAACAAACUGCUGCACUACAUUUACAAAGAGCUGUACUUUGGUUUCAUCUAUCCAUUGAACAUUAUUCCAGAAAGAUUGUAGCUUAUAUAAGAACGUUUUUGCAAACGUAAGUCUUGCCUUUUUGGGUUGUUCUGUCAAUAAUAAUUACCUCCAUUGCAUUCACCCAUGGAGUCCUACGUAGGUUAGUGUGUAGUGAAUGACACAGACAGAAACCACCACUCCAGUUGCUGCAGGUCAGCCUGAAGCUCUUUAGAUGUCCUGCAUUGUGUUUUUUCCACAAUUGGUGCCCAACCUUCACAGGCUCACAGUUUCUUCUUAGCACCACCUCUUGAAAGCAUCUUAAGACUUUUAUGACUGGGAAACUUCUUGAUAACGUUACGAGCUGUUUUUUGGUGAUUGUCUUGUAACUUUCGAAAUGUUUUAUGAUAAUGGUAGUUUUGAUGCUUCCAGACAGCUCCAUUGUCAUUACCAUUGUGAAGAGGAACCUGGAAGCAAUCAGCCCCUUUUCAUGUAGUAAAACUAUCAUUCGUUGCUUAAUUCGGAUCAUGUGAACACUGAAGAUUAAACACAGGUGAAUCUUGUUUCCUAGUUUAUUUGAGGAAGUAAUUUAUAAUCUUAUAAAGGUGCCAAUAAUCGUGUCCUGCGUACAGUUUAGGUCAAAUUUUUUUUAUUUUGCUAUAUGACAGCUUUUUAGUUGUUGUUUAAUAACUUUGGACAUUUUAUUAAAUAUCCUGAUAUACAAAAAUGGUUCAUUAGCACUUAUUUCUGAAGAUAAUCUACACUCUGUACUUGCAGUUGAGGGAUGCCAAUAAUUCUGACCAGAGGAAUUGAAACAGCAGCAAAAGAAAAUAUUAAAGAGUCAAUCGUAUUUUUAAAUUUUUUGUUCAAUUUUAGCUCUUUUGUAUUGAAAGUGUAAAUGAAAAAACUCAUCAUAUUGUCUAGGAUGUGCUGAAAAAAAGGUAUAACACACUUGCAUAUUAAACGUUUUUAAAGGUUUCAUUUAUUAGGCUAAACAAAGACAUGUAAAAGGGCAAGAACAAGGGUUAACUUGUGCUCAAAGGCGCCGGCCCAGCGGGUCACAACUGCAGUGUCAUCCACAAGGAUCAUUCCAU